Coffea arabica (coffee) is the source of this 1378-nucleotide messenger RNA. RefSeq names its product protein DMP3-like. Gene Ontology annotation, biological process: endomembrane system organization. The record is from RefSeq and is a predicted model, not a curated record. NCBI's taxonomy places the organism in Eukaryota, Viridiplantae, Streptophyta, Magnoliopsida, Gentianales, Rubiaceae.
UUUUUUUUUUUCCUAAUGGAGUGGAUAUCCAGAUCAAUUCUCAUGGGAUUCGACUAAUUUCAUUCCGUUACGGAAGGAGAGGCCUCAUCUCUCCGAAUACAAUAAUCAUAGAACUCGAAUCUUUGUCAGUACUGAACACCAGCUCCUAAAAAAGCUUGUUGAGACCAACCGAGUUGACCACGAAAGCGUGAAAGGUGGGCGUCAAGUACUCCUAUUUGGAGAUGUCCCGCGGAUAUGUUGACUUCCUUAUCGGACAAGAAAGUACUACUAGUCCUAAAAAAUUUUUCGAGAACCAUUUCGUAUAAAUAAAUACUCCUCUCCCUCAGGCUCCUCCCACAGCACAAGCAUCUUUUCACCCCCCACCAUUUUGUUUCAGACAUCAAACAACUCUAGUCUUAUCAAAUUAUUCUUUCUUUGAUUAAAUUAAUGUCUCUAAGGGCAAGGUCGACACCAUCCGCCACCGCAACCUCGGUUGCCGCCACCACCGAAGAUGCUCCCGACACCCCAAAACCUCAACCACCACAGCGCUCCUCCUCACCUCUAUCUCAACGCGCACUAUCUCAAGCAUUAACCAGCACGGCCAACUUGGCUAACCUCCUCCCCACGGGGACCCUUUUAGCUUUCCAGCUGCUAACACCGGUUUUCACCAACAAUGGCUCGUGCGACGCGGCCACACGGCCCAUGACCAUCAUCCUCCUCGCCCUGCUCGCCGUCUCGUGCUUCCUAGCUUCCUUCACCGACAGCGUUAAAUUAUCCGAUGGGCAGGUUUAUUAUGGUUUUGCAACUUUUAGAGGAAUGUGGCUGUUCGACGCUCGGGGGACUAUUGCUUCUGGUUCUGAAGUUGGCGUUCCUGACUUGAGCAAGUAUAGAUUGGGAUUCAUCGACUGGGUUCAUUCAGUUCUAUCCGUUUUUGUGUUUGCUGCCGUGGCUUUGAGAGAUAAAAAUGUGGUGGGGUGUUUGUAUCCGAAGCCGGAUCAUGAAGUUCAAGAGGUUUUGGACAUCGUUCCCAUUGGAAUUGGAUGCCUUUGCGGGUUGCUGUUCUUGGUCUUCCCCACCAGAAGACAUGGGAUCGGCUACCCUGUCACUCCAGGCAAUUAAUUAGUCACAUGUUCUUCUGUCUAAUUAUUCUUUGAUUCUUCACUCUGUGAUCAGUAAUAAUAGUAUACAAAUUCUGUUCCCUGAUUAACAAAAAAAAAAAAAAAUUUGUCAUUGUUCUUAUUGCGUAGGAACAUGAGCAGCUUUGAUUUGUAAUGGACUCAAUUUAAUUAAAACUUGAAAGUUCAAAAUAUUGAAGUUGAAAAGUAACCAAUGGUUGAAAUUGUUGGGAAGGUUUCGUGGAAUGGUAUUGAAGAAGCAACAAAUGGAUGGGAUUUGGAAA